Molecule: messenger RNA, 1125 nt
Organism: Blepharisma stoltei
Lineage: Eukaryota; Ciliophora; Heterotrichea; Heterotrichida; Blepharismidae
Source: the annotation of a GenBank genome assembly
AUGAUGACUUAUAGAGCAAUAAAUCUUCCUUCAAUUGAACUAGCUUGCUCCAACAAAAUAUUUGUCUCCCCAUCUGAUUAUCAAAGAUUAUUAUCUCAGGUCGAAAAAGAGCCGAUUUAUGUGGAAAUUUCUGGUUUUGUAUUUAUAGCCCAAUCUCAUCCUGCAGUGACAGAAGGUAUCGCAAUGGGCAAGCUUAUCAGAAAAAUAUGUCACAUAAGUCUAAUUGACUCUUUUGAGCUCAAAAUAUUCAAUUCUCCAUUAUUUUAUCUUGGAUUAAUGAAUAUUGAUGUUGAGCUACCCCAGAUUGGCCCUACGAUUGAGAUUUCUAAAAGACUGCUUGAAAAUGCAUUCAUAAUUAAAAUAUGGCGUCUUCUUCUGGGCAUGGCCUCCCGGCCAUGCAGCCUCGACUCAUAUUUUAAUUAUAUCCGGCAAGGUUUUGCGAUUUCAGAGAUGGACAGCAAUGCUAGGUAAGCAAUUCUGGUUGUGUGCAGAGCCUAGCAUUAGUCUAUUCUCAGAGGUGGUUUUUUCCUCAUGGGGAAGGAGGACACGGAAGUUGGAAAGGGGAAGCCCAGCAAAGUCCUUAGGACCAAUCGGGCAACUCCCUAGCGUGAAACUGGGCGUUACGUCCCAGGCUACGUUUGCCGAUAGCCGACCAGAAAAUCCAUUUUUUGGAUUUUCGGAAAAGCAACCCAUGUUAGCAAGCAAGUAGCUCACUCAUGAGCCGUUGAAGCCGGUGACGUUUGCCCUAGCUGCACCCUGGUGCAAUAAAGCAGGUUGGCCCAGCAACCUGUGGGCCCGAUAUGGUGAAAAGCAAGCGGUAGACUUGGGGAUGGUCGACCCCGUAAGGAAUGCUAAGCGUUAUAAAAUUCUAUGUAAAUUCUAUAUAAUGUAAUGCUUGAAAAUGCAUUCAGAGAAAACAUGAAUGAUUUAGUUUUUAACCAAAAUCAAAUCUUAUUUCUUCGUUUUCGAAAUUGUCCUCUUUUAUUAACAAUUUGAAAGGUCGAAGGUAUGAAUUUAAUAAACCAAGAACCACAAAUAGAAAAUUUUCAAUGCCAAAGAGGAAUUUUACAUCCUCAAACCCUGAUUUUAUUUAACACAAGAUCUUCAAACUUAUGCUUAUAUUAA